CUAAACUCAACUUAGUUCAUCUCAUUAAAAAAACAAGUUGAACUCAAAUUUAACUAAAUUCGACUCGACUUAUUUAUAGCCCUGAUUUAAAUUUCCUCCAUUCCCUCUAUUCCAGUGGGUUGAAACAAACAAAAAUAUUUAUGACCUACUCGCCAACCACCGGUCAACCACAAGCAGACAUCAAACAUCAUAGCUCAUAAGCAAUAUUUAUGGUCCGAAGUCCAAAGAAGUCGUUAGUUGGGUGGAAGAUUAGAUGGGCCCAAAAUAGCAUAAUGGAGAUUUCAAUGAUGACACCAAAUUUAAAGCCCACUGGUCCACACUAUUGGACGGUUGGGCUGUUGAUUGUCGAGGCUACCAAACCUAAUCUGGUGGAAUUCAAUUCCUCUCACCUACUAGCCUACUACAGCUCAUAAUACAGUUGAAGACAGUUCACUUUGAGACUGGACUGCAAAGUAGAGACACAGUGGAUAACAAAAUGAGUGAAUCCAUGGACUUGGUCUAACGCGCUUUUAUUGUUGGUCUCCGAUUAAAAUGUUUCGGGUUUGAAUCUUUUAAGUACGUUAUUUACGCUAACAUUUGUGUGAUGCCAUCAACUGGACCAGAUAGGAUCAGACAGCAACGAGUUCCAAAUCUCCGAAUCUAGAACAUCAUCAUCAUGCAAAACAAACAAAAAACACUAAAAUCUAAGAAGUCUUUAUCUUUCAAAUUAUCGACGUGAAAACUACCGUUUCGACCCAAAAGUUAUAACAUCGAGUAAAGAAAACCAUUGUAAGUGGGGAUUCUCAUUUCCAGUUGAUCUACCAACCCGAUGCAACUCCCCAUAAACCCUAUAGUAAAAGUUUAGUUCAAUUUUAAAAAAUCAUUAUCAAGUAAAAAUUAUGGUUAGAUCGAACGAAGUCAUCGAAUCGAUAUUUUACAUUUUUAUAAAUGAUUAUCCACGAAAUUUGAUGUAAAUGUUAUUAUCGAAAUGAGAAAUUCAGGGGUGGAUUUAUUAACCGGAUUAUACUCUUCUUCUCGGAGUCCUCUUCUCGAAAUGCUCAGCUUCGAAACUUGAAACCAACUUAACUUACGGAGUUUGCAAAGUUAUUCCUUUCCUUCUGGCGAAGCUUUUUUUCUCGUAUAGUUUUCACCACCUCUGCUCCAACGUCUUCUUCUUCUCCCUCCUCCUUCUCGAACCCGCUGUCAAAAAAGAUUCGACCUUUUCCUCUGUCGAUUCCGGUCAGGCCUUUCCCUUCCACCAUUUUCUUGUUUUUGUAAAUUUUCACUAAUUCCAAACAAACCCCUUACAAAAAAAAAACCCCAACUCUGCCGUUUCCAUUUGCCCUCUCUCGUCUCUCCCACUCGUCACUCUGUUUUUUCUGUUCCUGUCGCCAUCGCCUCUGUUCCCAGUUAUAACCAGAUCCCUCUCCUCAAAUUUCUUAUAUAUACGGAUACCAAAUUUACGUGGUGUUCAAUUAUGGCAGCUUCCUGUCACUCCUCGCUCUAGUAGUUGUAUCCAAUACCCACCAACCAUAACCCAGUCAAGUUUUCCUCUUCUUCUUCUUCUACUACCUUCCUCUCUCAGAUUUCUUGCCGGUUUCCUGUUUCAGAUCCGUGCACGAUACCCACUGUUCAUCGUCUCCCUCGCUAUAUAUAUUGGGUCGGUUUGAUUUUUCGAUAUCAGAAAUACCCAUAAGCUAGAUUUGGCUGUUUGAUUAGCAAGCAAUGAGUGGUGAAUCCGCCGCCGCUAGCACAACACCGGUCGGUGGCGGUGGUGGUGGAGUCGGCGGGAUCCAGAUCCAGCCCCAAUCGAGGACCCGGCUGCCUGAUUUCUUACAGAGCGUGAAUCUGAAGCAUGUGAAGCUGGGUUAUCACUAUCUGGUGAGCCAUCUAUUGACCCUUUGCUUGAUCCCAUUGAUGGCGGUGAUCGUAAUCGAAGCUACCCAAUUGAAUCCCGACGACAUCCGCCAGCUCUGGCUCCACCUCCAGUACAAUCUCGUCAGCGUCAUCGUCUGCUCCACUUUCCUCGUCUUCGGGAUCACGGUCUAUGUCAUGACCCGACCCAGAUCCGUUUUCCUCGUCGAUUACGCCUGCUACAAGCCGCCGGCGGAGCUCCAGGUCAGGUACGAUCAGUUCAUGGAGCAUUCGGCGUUGACGGGGGAUUUCGACGAGUCGUCGUUGGAGUUCCAGCGCAAGAUCUUGGAGAGGUCCGGGCUUGGGGAGGAAACAUACGUCCCUGAGGCGAUGCACUUCAUCCCUCCUCGGCCGUCGAUGCAGGCAGCUAGGGAGGAAGCUGAACAGGUGAUGUUUGGUGCUUUGGAUAAUCUCUUUGCGAACACUAAUGUGAAGCCUAAAGAUAUAGGCAUCUUGGUAGUGAACUGUAGCUUGUUUAAUCCCACUCCUUCACUCUCCGCCAUGAUUGUGAACAAGUACAAGUUUAGGGGCAACAUUCGUAGCUAUAACCUUGGUGGGAUGGGAUGUAGCGCUGGGGUGAUCUCAGUGGGUUUGGCAAAAGAUUUGCUGCAAGUUCAUAGGAACACUUAUGCUGUAGUUGUGAGCACGGAGAACAUUACUCAGAACUGGUACUUUGGGAACAAGAAAUCAAUGUUGAUCCCCAAUUGCCUGUUCAGAGUAGGGGGUGCUGCCGUUUUGCUGUCGAACAAGUCCAAGGACCGGAGACGGUCCAAGUACAAGCUUGUUCAUGUGGUCAGGACACACAAGGGAGCCGACGACAAGGCGUUCAAGUGCGUCUACCAGGAGCAGGACGAUGCAGGGAAGACCGGGGUUUCUCUCUCGAAAGAUCUCAUGGCCAUUGCAGGCGAGGCCCUCAAGACGAACAUCACCACUCUAGGGCCGCUCGUCCUCCCCAUAAGCGAGCAGCUGCUCUUCUUCGUGACCCUCAUUGCCAAGAAGACGCUGUUCAGUGGUAAAAAAGUGAAGCCUUACAUCCCCGAUUUCAAGCUGGCGUUCGAGCACUUCUGCAUCCAUGCUGGAGGCAGAGCAGUGAUCGAUGAGCUCGAGAAGAACCUGCAGCUUCUCCCCGAACACGUGGAGGCGUCGAGGAUGACACUCCACCGGUUCGGGAACACGUCUUCCAGCUCGAUCUGGUACGAGCUGGCGUAUGUGGAAGCCAAAGGGAGGAUGAGGAAGGGGAACCGGGUGUGGCAGAUUGCGUUCGGGAGUGGGUUCAAGUGCAACAGCGCGGUCUGGGAGGCGAUAAGGAAUGUCAAGCCGUCGGUUACUAAUCCGUGGGACGAUUGUAUCGACAGGUACCCUGUUCAGUCUGUGUUCGACAUGUCCUCUUCAGGAGGGAAAGAGUAGUACGCGUAAUUCAUUGCCUUGUCUAAUUUUAUUGACCAAGAUCAGGCUGUGUCUGUGUGCUAAUGGUCUUAGGAAUGAAUGUUUGUAAGUCUCUGGGAGGAUUUGUUGGGUUUAGCUAUUUGCAUUUAGCUGCAGGGAGGAAGGGAGGGAGCACCUAAUUGAUUCAAGGUUACAGGAAAAGUAGGAAGGAAAUGGUCUGAGUGUUAUUUCUGGGUUGUAGUUUCAGUGAUGGAGUCAGCUGAUAGAGAAUGUCUGUCUGUCUGUGUAUGCAGAGGAAUGCAGUACGAUUGAUAUGUUUUUGUUGCUGUAAUAAUUAUAUUCUCCAGACUUAAUAAUUUUUUUGUUAAUCUGGAUCGAAUUGUGGCUGGCUGGGUUGUGAUGGCAUUUAUCCAAACCCUUACCUACCAUGUUGAUGUAACAGUAGUGAUUGUGUUGUGUGUAAGAAAGAUUCAGGUUAAGUUGUGCUAUAAGGUAAUAGCAAAAUAAUAAUCUACACAUUUUAGUCAAUUGUACUGUUAUGUCAGGUAAGUAAAUGUUGUCAAAUUGGUUUAUACUGUUAUGUCAGUUUAGUCCGAUCGAGAUACAAUUGAUUUUAUUUCAGUUUAUGCCACUUUAGUCAAAUGUACAAGUAGUGAGAGUCAUUAACACCAUAUGCAUUACACAAUUAUAUAACCUAUCCCAAAGCAAUAUAUCAACCGUCUAUAACCAUGUUUAUUUAAAUAAGAUAGACCAUUAUAAGCAAAAUGACAAAUCAUCAUAUAUUUAAGUACAACAUUUGACAUCAACAUCCAAACGGUUAUAUUUAAAUUCAACAGAUAGCAUCAACAUCAACAAUCAUUUAAAUAAAAUACAUUACAAACAAAAUGACAAAUACUCAUUUAACAUUAUUUUGUUUAGGGAGCAAAAUUUGUCAAUACUGGCCUAACAACUGGAUUUCUCGAUUCUAAUUAUCAUUUAGCACUUCAUAUGAUGAAUAUCUCAUCUUAUUUUAUGUCGAUAUCAACCUGUUGUACCAGCUGGCAUACCAGUGGCUUGACAACCAUGGCUCAAACAAUUCGGAAUUUUCGUACCAUCAUCUUUCUUCAAAAAUUAUGUUCUUGUACCUGAAAUUUUUAUAACAACAUUUUAAAUAUCUAAACUUAUCAAAUUUUUCGUAAUAGAUCCGAAAUUUAGAUGACGCUCCAAUCUAUAAACCCACCAAUAAAAUCCAUGAAUUCAA
This is a messenger RNA of Linum trigynum, 4519 nucleotides long. The record is from the annotation of a GenBank genome assembly. Lineage: Eukaryota; Viridiplantae; Streptophyta; Magnoliopsida; Malpighiales; Linaceae.